AUGGGCCUACAGGGAGAGGGUACGGACCUAGAGGGAGAGGGUAAGGACAUGGACCUACAGGGAGUGGUUAAGGACCUACAGGGAGAGGCCCAACCAACUAAUAUAGAGAAACAUAACAACUUUUCUACAUCUAACACUGCUCAUAACUGUGGUUCAGAUUUCCAGCCCCUACCCUCUCCCCCUCGCUCCUCUCUGCCCUCUCCCCCUCGCUCCUCUCUGCGCUCCGGCCGCUCUCCAACCCACUCCAGAGACCGAGGCCGGGUGACCUUCGCUCAGGACUGUUCCAGUGACAACACCACCUCUGAUGUGUUAACACCUGACCCGCAGAACCUCCAGCCCAACCUCCAGCCUAACCUCCAGCCCAACCUCCAGCCCAACCUCCAGCCCAACCUCCAGCCUAACCUCCAGCCCAACCUUCAGCUCAACCUCCAGCCUAACCUCCAGCCUAACCUCCAGCCCAACCUCCAGCCCAACCUCCAGCCCAACCUCCAGCCGUAUGAUGCCCAACUGGGCAGGGGACAGGCACCAUGGACCCCUCCAUUGGGGACAGACCCAGAGCCACAAGACCCAGUACAGGCCCCGAAAGCCUGGGCCCCUGAGUGCAGCCAUGCCCAUUGGCCCUCCCUCUCCUCCAGCUUGACUCCAGUACUCCAGCCCCUGGCUCCACCUCCCAGAGAUACAGACUUGGAGUCCCGGACCAGCAGACUGCUGAGGCUCCCCUCAGACCUGUAUGUAGCCACUCACCGAUUAGACGACUCCACUGUCCUCCGGCGGUUCCCUGAAGGGGCCAGUCGGUGCCAGAGUCCAGCCCCACGGAGUGUCUCUGUGGACAGGCUGCUGGAUCACCAGAGCCCCAGGCUUCAGCAGGCCUCCAGGAUACAACAUGGAGGAUCUCCCCAGAGACAGAGCAUGGAGCAGGGCUGUCUGGCUGCUCUUACUCCCCCUGGUCCGGUAGACUACACUGGGCAGACUGCCGGGUCCUGUCUCUACUCUCCCUCUGGUCAGAGCUCCAGACGAGGGUUUAGUGACUACCUCUCUGUACCCAGGACUCCAUCACCUCAGCCUGGGGUGGCAGAGCUCUCCUCCUCCCUGAGAGGACUCCUGAACCUGGUGGAUCAGCACUGGGCUGGCACACGCUCCCUACACCUCAACCCCAGCUUCCUGGGUCAGGCCUACGACCUGCUCUCUGCCCUGGGAUCACCUCCUGCUACUUCCUGUCUGACAGAGACAGAAGAAAAGAGAGAAGGACAGAACAGAGGAGGACAAGAACAGAGUGAGAGUCAUGUUGAUGUGACUCCACAGUGCAGUGAGGUAGCUCUCCUGAAGAGGAAGCUGUCCUUCACACAACAGCAGCUGGAAUCCCUGAAGAAAAGGCUUGUCGAGGCACUGAAAGAAAACUACAACUUGAGACUAACCAGCCUGAAGCAGGACUCCUCAACCACUGCAGAGACCAACUGUGGCAGGCAUUGGGACAGGUGUCUACAGAGACAGGUGCUAGCUCUGAGAGAGCAGGAGACACACCUGAGACAGCUGGAGCAGACCAUUGUGCUUCUACAGGGCAAGCACAGGUCUUUGGUGUCCAAUAAUAACUCUCUGUUGGGACAUCUAAAUGAACACAUAACAGAACAAACUAAUCUAAUGAGUUCAACAUUGAACAUCAAUUCAAGCCUUUGA
Molecule: messenger RNA, 1674 nt
Organism: Oncorhynchus kisutch (coho salmon)
Lineage: Eukaryota; Metazoa; Chordata; Actinopteri; Salmoniformes; Salmonidae
Product: leucine-rich repeat-containing protein 36-like
Exons: 8
Coding region: 1-1674 (557 amino acids)
Source: RefSeq, a predicted model, not a curated record